Racocetra fulgida is the source of this 2006-nucleotide messenger RNA. The record is from the annotation of a GenBank genome assembly. NCBI's taxonomy places the organism in Eukaryota, Fungi, Glomeromycota, Glomeromycetes, Diversisporales, Gigasporaceae.
AGAAGUUUAAAUGUACUCAAAAAAUACCAGAGAAGCAACGAAAAGAACUCGAGGACGAAUUUCAGAAGACGGGUGAAAUGCCAUUUUGCAACCUCUGUAAAAAUAAACAUAUUCGUUGUAAAAACUUUAGUUGUUCAAAUUGCUGUGAAAAGUUUAAAUGUAACAGUCCGGGAAAAUGUGAUUACUGCAAAAAACUUGGAAUUGAAUGUGAAUAUACAUUUCCACGAACGCAAGAAGAAUUCGAAAAGUAUUCAAUUCCACGAACGCAAGAAGAAUUCGAAAAGUAUUCAAUUCCACGAACGCAAGAAGAAUUCGAAAAGUAUUCAAUUCCACGAACGCAAGAAGAAUUCGAAAAGUAUCCAAGAUUAGUCUACAUAAUUCAUCAGUUUGAAAUAACAGAAGGAGGAAGGGUAUAUAAUCAGGCGCAUUUAAUUUUUAAUAUAAAAAUGACUAUUACUUCGGUUAAAAAACUAUUUAAGGAUGAUGAAAUCUUUUUUUCUAAAGAAAGUGCAAAAGAUGAUUCCUCUUCUAAUCAGGAAUAUGCAAAAAAAAUAUAUAAUCGAUGCAAAUUGCAUCAUAAUGAACAUUGUGAUGAUAAAUGUUGUUUAAGUAGAACUCUAGCACGCUGUAAGGGUUCUCCAGAAAUUGUUGGACCUUUUGAAUUCGGUAAAUGGAAAUGUCUUGAAGGUUCAAAUAAAAAUAAAGAAUGUGAGAAAAUUAUUGAAAUGAAAUUGGACGAUAUGAAACGUGUUAAUAAUAUAAUUACGUAUAGUAUCCCCUUUAAUCAAGUGAUAGACAAGUCUGCCGAACUUUUACCUCGAGGGUGGAUUAAUAGUUUAAAAACGUUGAAAAAUCUUGAAGAAGAAAAAUCAAAAAAUAAGACUAAACACAUUCCUGAAAAAAAACAUUAUCCAAAAAAUUUUUUCUUUUAUGGUGAUUCUGGACCUGGAAAAUCAACUUUAAUGGAAAAAUUAGCCGUUGCAUUAAGUAAAGGUCGUCCACAUUGUAUUAAAGCUAAAGAUCGUGAAUAUAUUGAUGAGUAUCAGAAUCAAGUAUGUAUUAUUAAAGACGAAUUAACUCAUGACACAUUUAAUUUCGAGGAUUUAUUGAGUUGUUGUGAAAAAGAUAACCUAGCAAUUAAACAAAGGAAUAAAAUGCCUAUUGGAAUAGUUUCAAAGUUUCACUUGUUUACAGCUCAAGAUUCUUUUGACAAUAUAUUUUGUUUUGAAAAAUGCAAAGAUGGCGUUAAAAGUAAAGAUGAGCCUGUUAAAAGCAAAGAAAAACGGAUUGCUAUUUUUAGAAGAUUCACAAAAGCUCGAGCAUAUACGCAUGGAUACAUAAUUAAACUUGAAGGAAGAUAUGAAAGAGAUGGACGUGUAAAAUUUAUUAUUGAAUCUGAUGAACUUAAUAACCCAGGUGAUUUAAAUGAAUUUAUUCAUGGAAACUUUGAUAUCAAAUUUGUCGAAGGUAUUACAUUGGAGGAAGCAAAAAAAUAUGUUUACGAUGACGAAAUUGAUGAUCUAUAUAAAGAUGAGGAUGAGGAAGUCUACUUAAAAAUCAAAGUUGACAUGUCACAUAUAUUAGGAGGUGUCAUAUGUGACGUUAAUGACAAAGAAAAUUCUUUCUGGGUAUAUAAUAAAAAUUGGCAAGGUGAUCUCCCUUCAAAUUUUAUUUAUCCAGAAAACUUAAACAAAAUUAAUAAAAAAUUACGUGAAAAAAUACAAUCUUCAGAAAAUUUAAAUAAUAUUGAUAAAAAAUUACGUGAAAAAAUACAAUACGACGAAUCUUUGGAAUUUGACCAUAAUGAAAAUCUUCGUGAAGAAGGAAAUUAUGAAGAAAAUAGUUUUCGCGAAAAUGCUCCAGAAGGGAAUUGUAUGGAAGAAAAUAAUUUAGAUAAUAAUUUUAUUGACGAGGAACCAAGACAAAUUCAAAACAAUCACGAAGAAUCGAACAAAAAACAUCUAUUCGAGGACGAGGAGUCGGACAUCGAUGAGGAUGAUAGACAU